GGCUUGCCACCACAAGGCACUCCCAACUCCACGAGUAUACAUAUAUAGACCCUUAUGUUUGUUAUAGCUUACCUUGCUCUCUCUUCUCUCCUUUUUUAGCCAACCACUCCCUAAUCUAUCUCUUUCUUUCGCUCUAUAAAUAGUGUCUAGUUUCUUAUCGAUCAUAUCAAAAUCAUGAGUUCAAGAGAUUCUUGGCCUGAACCAAUAACAAGAGUUCAGGCAAUAUCAGAGAGUGGUUCUUCUGUUAUUCCAGAUAGAUAUGUCAAACCUCCAUCAGAAAGACCUAAUACCGGUACUAAGUUAUUAGGUCUGUCAAUAAAUACUGAUACUAGCAGUUACGUUGAUGCUUCUGAUCUCAAUAUCCCACUUAUUGAUUUUCAAGGGCUACUUGAUGAUGAUGAUGAGAAUAAUCAUCUAGUUCUACCAGAUACGAUCCUGGAUCAAGUAUGCAUGGCGAGUAAAAACUGGGGUUUUUUCCAAAUUGUCAAUCACGGGGUAAGUCCAGAGUUAAUGGAUCAAGUUCGAGACGUAUGGCGACAAUUCUUUCAUUUACCAUUUGAACAGAAACAAGUUUACGCCAACACACCGGCAACUUACGAGGGUUAUGGUAGUCGAUUGGGUGUCGAGAAAGGCGCCAUUCUUGAUUGGAAUGAUUACUUUUACUUGCACUAUCUUCCUCAAUCUUUGCAAGAUCCUAACAAAUGGCCUGCUCUACCUUUAUCUUGCAGGGAAGUGAUUGCUGAAUACUGCAAGCAGUUGGUGAAAUUAAGUAAGAAGAUAAUGAAGAUUUUAUCAGUUACCCUUGGGUUAGAAGAAGAUUAUCUUCAAAAUUCAUUUGAAGGUGGAGAAGAAUUUGGAGCUUGUAUGAGAAUAAAUUUCUAUCCAAAAUGUCCACAGCCUGAUCUUGCACUUGGUCUCUCUUCACAUUCUGAUCCUGGUGGUAUGACUCUUCUACUCCCGGAUGAUGACGUAGUCGGUCUUCAAGUUCGUAAAGAUGAUACUUGGAUUACCGUUAAAUCUGCUCCAAACUCAUUUAUCGUUAACAUCGGCGAUCAAAUUCAGGUGCUGACUAAUGCGAUAUACAAAAGCGUUGAACACCGGGUUACUGUGAAUUCAAUGAAUGAACGCUUAUCUCUUGCAUUCUUCUAUAACCCAAGAGGAGAUUUAGUCAUACAGCCAGCCAAAGAACUUGUAACACUGGAACGGCCAGCUCUUUAUUCGCCGAUGACGUUCAAUGAAUACAGGCGCUUCAUUCGAACGAUGGGUACUCGUGGAAAAUUGCAGCUGGAAUCUAUGAAAUCACCGCGUUAAUAUUAUUGUACUAAUAUUUGGAUUUAAAAGUAAAUCCAAAUAUAAAUAUAUGCGAUGAAAAUCCAAAUAUAAAUAUAUAAAUAUAUAAAUAUAUUUGGAUUUAUACAAAUAUAAAUAUAAAUAUAUUUGGAUUUAAAAGUAAAUCCAAAUAUAAAUAUAUGCGAUGAAAAUCGUAUAAAAAAUAAAGAAGAAGACAUCAAUUUGUCAUGUAAGUUUGCUAAAUCAAUUACUUGUGCGUUGGUUAAUCAUGAGUGGCAGUAUGAUGUAUAUAUAGUUUGAAUGUAUCAAACUUCAAAAAAGAAAAUGAAAAAGAAAAAAAAUGAAAAAAAAAGAAGAAGAUCAUUUUCG
This is a messenger RNA of Papaver somniferum (opium poppy), 1659 nucleotides long. RefSeq names its product probable 2-oxoglutarate-dependent dioxygenase JRG21. The record is from RefSeq and is a predicted model, not a curated record. NCBI's taxonomy places the organism in Eukaryota, Viridiplantae, Streptophyta, Magnoliopsida, Ranunculales, Papaveraceae. Bases 175 to 1311 code for a protein of 378 amino acids. The transcript has 3 exons.